This is a messenger RNA of Hyaloscypha bicolor E, 774 nucleotides long. RefSeq lists its product as uncharacterized. Lineage: Eukaryota; Fungi; Ascomycota; Leotiomycetes; Helotiales; Hyaloscyphaceae. The transcript is spliced from 2 exons. Bases 1 to 774 code for a protein of 257 amino acids. Gene Ontology annotation, cellular component: mitochondrion. Gene Ontology annotation, biological process: iron-sulfur cluster assembly. The record is from RefSeq and is a predicted model, not a curated record. Gene Ontology annotation, molecular function: 4 iron, 4 sulfur cluster binding; 2 iron, 2 sulfur cluster binding; iron ion binding.
AUGGCAACUCGAUGUAUCACCAGAAGCUGCUCACAGCUGAGUGCUUCGACCUCUUCGUCCGCUGCCCGAGCAUUUCUCCAGCUCACUCCCCUAAGAUACAUACAUAGCACCCCGCUUCCAGUCCUCGAUUUCCUCGUACCCAGUAUUCCCUCGUCUAUUAUACACAAUGCCUGGGUUGCCAGACCUAGGUCUCGAACUAUCCAAGCGGGAAAAAGGACCUUCAUAUCCUCUUCGAGACGUCAACAAAUAUCUGCCAUCUUCAACCCCCGCCAGGAUGAAGAUGGCAAUGACAUGAGUGUUGAAAUUACACCUCGAGCUUCGAACCGUCUUAAAGAAAUCAUGUCUCAAGAUUCGAACCCCAACCUCGCCCUUCGAAUCCAGGUCGAAAGUGGUGGCUGCCAUGGCUUCCAAUACUUAAUGUCACUCACAACCCUCCCGCCCGUAGAAUCAUUCUUCUCGAGCUCGACUCAAGAAGUGUCAUCACCAGCAUUCGACACAUCGUCCGGUGACCCAAAUGAUACGCCAUCAACAUCAGAGGAUGGAACGAAGCCAGCCGAUGCGAAAGUUGGAAAGUUGGAUGAGGAUGAUACAGUAUUUGCAGCCGAUGAUGGAUCGGGGGCUAAGGUUGUGAUGGAUGGGCCCAGUCUAGAGCUUUUGAAGGGAAGCAAGAUUGAUUUUACGAUGGAGCUGAUUGGGAGCCAGUUCAAGAUUGUGGAUAAUCCGCUAGCAACGAGUAGCUGUGGGUGUGGGACGAGCUUUGAUAUCAAAGCUUGA